AUCUUUGUACCUGAUAAUAGCGUAAACAGCCGAAAACUGGUUCGUAUAACAAAUAAUAAAUAUUUUACAACAUUCCACCAGUGUUGUGUGUGCUUCAUUCAUAACAGUUUUUAAAGUACAUGAUAUCGGAUUGCACAAAGUCUGUUACGUCAUUUCCUGUUAUUGACUCGCAUUGUUAUUCUUGCAGUGUUCAACAUCCUCUUUGUGGCAAGUACUGUUUAUUUUGGUGCAUUAUUUCCUAACAGUUAUGUGUUCUACAGACAGAAAAUGUUACGGAGAAGAUGACUAUCAGAAGAGGGAACGGUUGGAAGUGUCUUCUGAUAACUCUACUAAUGAAUUUGAAUUUUCCAUUGAAAACUCUGAAAACUUAAAACAACACGAAGAUGGCGAUGAUCACACAGAACCCUUUUCAAAGGAAGCACAAGAACAAUUUAGAGCAAAUUCUGUUGAGUAUGACUUACUUUCUAGUAAUAGGAAUGAAAUAUAGGCUACAGCCACUCAGGCUACAAUGUAUGGUAGGCGGAGCAAGAAGUAUGUGUUGAAAGAAAACCAGAGACCUACAAGAUAUUCGAUUAAGAAUUCUCAUAAUGGAGAGUCUUGUUUUAUGUUGUUCUUCUGUGUACCCCUUAUUGAGAAAGUGUGUAUGUGGACGAACAAGGACGGUCGAAUCGUUUACAAGGACUGGAUGAUUGGAUGCAUAUAGAUUUGCAUGAAAUGAAAAAAUUUCUUGAUGUUCUGGUUUUGACUGGUGCUAACAAGUCAAGAAAAGUAUAUAAGUCAACAUUGGCAUGUUGACAAUAGCCAGCCAUUGUGCAAUGAAAUUAUGUUUCGUAACCACUUACAUGCUAUUCUGAGGGUGUUGUGCUGGACAAUGCAGCAGCCCGACCUUAACAUAUAUCAAGUGACAAACUGGAAACAUUCAGAGAAGUUUUUGGGGUGUGGGAAGCUACCCUGAGGGACGCCUACUUUUCAGGAUGGUACGCGACAAUGGGUGGACACUUAGCCUGGUCGCAAGAUGAGACGCAGGUGACUUACGGUGAGUUUUUGCGAACCACACAACUGAGUGGUCCUGCGCACGUUAGAGCGCAGCGUGACGUGACGCAGUUCCUGCGCUUCGUGACCCCGCGGACUGCAGUCUCCUGUACGCAGUUUACUGCGAGGCUCACGGUGGUUCUGGCUGUUGGUAGUUUGAAAUGGAGGAAAAGCUAAUUGAAGCCGUACGUGUUCGCAAAGUUCUGUAUGGUACAAGCCAUGAAGAUUGCUUGAAAACGAAGCUGAAAGCUGAGAAGUGGGAGGAAGUGGCCAAGGAAACGGACAUACGAAAUGGACACCCAAGAGAAUAUGAGGAAGUUACGGGUGACAACACAUGAGACAUCGUUAUCAUCCAACAAGAAGAAGGGCAUUUUCUCCCUAUCUUUCCUCUCACCAAAAGAUGAACAAGAGCAGUAUAAACCAGUAAGCUACCAUCAGUUGUUUCGAUAUGCAACAUGUGCAGAGAAGUUCCUUGUGCUCCUUGGUAUCACAUUUGGAAUCAUUGCAGCUAUGGGAUUACCAGCUUUUAUUGUACUUUAUGGUGAAUACACUUCUUUGCUAGUAGAUCGUGCAAUGUCAAAUACCACUAUAACCCAAGCAGUCAUGCUCAGCUGGUUUGGUGGUGGAAGAUUAAUCAUUAAUGGUACUGAGGAAGACACAAAAGAUGCAAUACUAGAAGAUGCGAGAGCCUUUGGCAUUGGGCUGACUUCAACAACAGCAGCACAGUUCAUUAUGUGUAUACUGUGCAUUAUAUGUCUCAACAAUGCUGCACAGAAACAAAUUCAAAGGAUCAGGGCUCUUUUUCUGCGGUCAGUUAUGCGACAAGAUAUGGCAUGGUUUGACACAACUAAUGCAGCAUCGUUUGCCAGUCGAAUAACAGGGGACUUGGAUAAGAUUCAGGAUGGAAUUGGUGAGAAACUUGGCAUGUUCGUUUACUUACUGAUGUCCUUUGUUGCCUCAGUUGUGAUGUCAUUCUUACAUGGCUGGAAAUUGACUCUUGUGAUUUUCAGCUGUGCUCCAAUAAUUGUUAUUGCUACAGCUGUUGUUGCGAAGGUUCAAAGUUCACUGGCAGCUCAAGAGCAGAAUUCAUAUGGUAGGGCUGGAGCCGUGGUGGAAGAAGUACUCAGUGCUGUUCGCACAGUUGUUGCAUUUGCUGGUCAACAAAAGGAAGUAGACAGGUAUAAAGACAAGCUGGUUUUAGCUGAAAAAAUGGGAAUCAAGAGAGGAAUGUUCACUGGUAUUGGUGCAGCAACAAUGUGGUUCAUUACAUACUGCAGUUAUGCACUGGCAUUCUGGUAUGGAGUCACACUUAUAAUUGAUUCAAGAGUUACGGGUGACUAUGAGUACACUCCAGCUGUUCUUAUCAUUGUUCUCUUUGGUAUGCUUGGUGGAGCAUUCAAUAUGGGAAUGGGGCUGCCCCAUCUUGAAGCAUUUAGUGUUGCGUGUGGUGCUGCAGCUGCUGUGUUCUCUGUCAUCGAGAGAGUUCCUCAGAUUGACAGCCUUAGUGAGUCUGGCAAAAGACCAGAUAGUGUUGUGGGAGAUAUUCAACUCACUGAUGUUCACUUUCAAUACCCGUCUAGACCAGAUGUUCCAGUCCUUCAGGGAUUAAAUCUCAGAAUCAAACAUGGAGAAACAGUUGCAUUAGUUGGUAGCUCAGGAUGUGGAAAAUCAACUGUUAUCCAACUUAUUCAGCGAUUAUAUGAUCCUGUCCAAGGAAAGGUCUUUCUUGAUGGAACUGAUGUGAAAGAGUUAAAUGUGAAUUGGUUGAGAAACCAAAUAGGAGUUGUUGGCCAAGAACCUGUUCUCUUUGCUACUACAGUAGGAGAGAAUAUUCGAUAUGGGAGAGAAAAUGCAACGCAGGAUGAAAUUGAAAUGGCUGCCAAAGAAGCAAAUGCACAUGAUUUCAUAACAAAAUUACCUCAGGGUUAUGACACUAUGGUUGGUGAUCGUGGCACACAACUGUCUGGAGGUCAAAAGCAACGAAUUGCAAUUGCCCGAGCGCUUGUAAGAAAUCCACAUGUAUUACUUCUUGAUGAGGCAACAUCAGCUCUCGACCUAGCAAGUGAAGCAAAAGUUCAGGCAGCAUUGGACCGUGCUAGCCAUGGACGCACUACAGUGGUUGUGGCUCACAGGCUCUCUACAGUGCGUGCAGCUGACAGAAUAAUCUGCCUGGAUGCUGGCAGAGUUGUUGAGCAGGGCACACAUGUUGAGCUUAUGGAAAUGCGUGGCCGAUACUUUGAACUUGUGCAUGCAUCAGACAAGUCUUCUCACACAGCUUCAGCUAGAAAUAUGUCAGGUGAUGAGGAUGCUGAUCGUCUCCCAAACUUAUCUCGUCAGCUGUCAAGACAGCACUCAGUAGCAAGCAGUGUUGGUACAAAGUCCAGUGUUUCAGCAUUUGAAGACAUGGUUGAUGAAUCUGAAGAUGAUAACAUAUAUGAAGCACCUCUGGGACGCAUUCUUGCUCUAAACAAACCAGAGUGGGCUUAUGUCAUGAUUGGAUGUAUAGCAUCAGCCCUUGUUGGCACAAGUUUUCCAAUGUUUGCAGUAUUGUUCGGAGAAGUUUAUGCAAUCUUGUCUCUUCCUGAUUCAGAUUAUGUGACAGCACAAACUAAAGUGUAUGCAAUUUACUUUUUGGGCAUUGGUGUUAUUGCUGGUGUUGGCAGUUUCUUCCAGAACUACAUGUUUGGAAUUGCUGGAGUGAAACUUACAAGCCGUCUGCGUGUAAACACUUUUCAGUCUAUGCUUAAUCAGGAAAUUGCUUGGUAUGAUGAUGAGAAGAACAGAGUUGGAAUUCUUUCAGCAAGGCUGUCUGGGGAUGCAUCUAGUGUUCAAGGAGCAACAGGGCUAAGAAUUGGUACCAUGGUUCAAGCAAUAUCAACUUUAUUUGUUGGAGCAGUUAUUGCACUUGUGUACACAUGGAAACUUGCACUUGUUGCAAUGGUAUCAGUGCCAAUUGUUUUUGGAGCAACGUUUCUUGAAGCAAAAAUCAUGCAGGGAGGUGGACUGGAUGAGAAGAAAAAGUUGGAACAAGCAACAAAGGUGGCAGUGGAAGCUAUUUCAAAUAUCCGUACAGUGGCAAGCUUGGGGCAGGAACAAUCAUUUAUCAAUCAUUACAAUAUUUCACUGCACUUGGCUUCCCAGGCAAUGGUGAAGAGAAUGCGACUGAGAGGAUUGGUGUUUGCUACAGGGCAAACGACACCAUUUUUUGGUUAUGCUCUUGCUCUGUAUUAUGGAGGGUAUCUAACUUCAGCUGAAAACAUGCCAUACAAAAAUAUAAUAAUGGUGGCUGAAGCUCUAAUCUUCUCAACAUGGAUGUUGGGUCAGUCUAUGGCAUUUGCACCAAACUUUGGAACUGCAAGAUUGGCAGCAGGGCGUCUCUUUCAGCUUCUGGACAGAAAACCUCUAAUUUACUCUGGCCCUGAUAUUGGGGAAUCAGCAGUUCCACAGAUAAAUACAGGUGGAAGUGUUGGGUAUUCAGAAGUUCAUUUCCACUAUCCAACACGACCAGAAGUGAAAGUACUAAGGGGACUGAAUCUGCUCAUAAGACCAGGAAACACAGUUGCACUGGUUGGACCAAGUGGCUGUGGCAAGUCUACAUGUGUGCAGCUACUGCAACGGCUCUAUGAUCCUAUCUCUGGCAAAGUUACUUUAGAUGAGUGUGACAUACAGUCUUUUCCCCUGAAAACACUUCGUGCUCAGCUGGGGAUUGUAUCACAGGAGCCUACUCUGUUUGACAGAACUAUUGCUGAGAAUAUUGCAUAUGGUGAUAAUAGCAGAGAAAUAUCAAAAGAGGAAAUAAUAGCAGCUGCCAAGGCAGCAAAUAUUCACAAUUUUGUUUCAGCACUUCCACUUGGUUAUGACACAGGCCUCGGUGCUAAGGGUGCACAGCUUUCUGGAGGCCAGAAACAGAGAAUUGCCAUUGCUAGAGCUCUGGUCCGCAAUCCAAGAGUAUUAUUACUGGAUGAGGCUACAUCAGCUCUGGACAAUGAAAGUGAAAAGGUUGUGCAGGAUGCAUUGGAUCAAGCUUCAGAGGGAAGAACUUGCAUUACAAUAGCCCACAGGUUAGCAACAGUGCAGAAUGCAGACACUAUAUGUGUGCUGAACAAUGGAAAAAUUGCUGAAAUGGGAAGGCAUGAUCAGCUGCUUGCUGCAAGAGGGCUAUACUUCCAGAUGUACCAGCAAUCUACUGGCAUGCCCCAGUGAUAUAAACACUAUUAGCUCCACCAAAACUGUCUCAAGGUGCCAUAUUGAUCUUUUGAUAACAAGUAUUUUGAUAAUUAACAGUACCUUCAAAUUCUUUUAAUGUGAUGAUUUUAUGAUUGAAGUGUUAUGGAUGAAAGCAUUAUGUGAGAGAUUCACAGUAAUUGUAUAAAAUUCUGUAAAUACAUUCAGGCAACUCAGUUAUUAUUUCGAUAUGUAGUUUUGUAUCAUAAUGUUGAGAGAAUUUUUUGUGUGAAGCAUAGGAAACAUGAUCAAUGACUGUUUUUUAUGGCAGUCAUAUUCAACAUAAAUGCAAUGUUAACAGAAUCUCAUGAGGAGUUUUAGCUACAAAGAAAUUUGAUGACAUUCAUAAUCAUAGAUAUAUAUACAGUUUUGUGAGUACCUGUUCAGUAUUAUUGUAACUUUUGCAUGUACUUCUUAAAACUUAGUGAAUAAAAGAUUUUUUUUACUUGUUAAA
Schistocerca gregaria is the source of this 5710-nucleotide messenger RNA. RefSeq names its product multidrug resistance protein homolog 49-like. Gene Ontology annotation, cellular component: membrane. Lineage: Eukaryota; Metazoa; Arthropoda; Insecta; Orthoptera; Acrididae. Gene Ontology annotation, molecular function: ATP binding; ATP hydrolysis activity; ABC-type transporter activity. Gene Ontology annotation, biological process: transmembrane transport. The coding region runs from base 1324 to 5235 and encodes 1303 amino acids. The record is from RefSeq and is a predicted model, not a curated record. The transcript has 24 exons.